Messenger RNA from Anopheles marshallii, 456 nucleotides. RefSeq names its product sex-regulated protein janus-A-like. The record is from RefSeq and is a predicted model, not a curated record. Gene Ontology annotation, biological process: peptidyl-histidine dephosphorylation. Gene Ontology annotation, cellular component: cytosol. Gene Ontology annotation, molecular function: protein histidine phosphatase activity. The transcript has 2 exons. NCBI's taxonomy places the organism in Eukaryota, Metazoa, Arthropoda, Insecta, Diptera, Culicidae. The coding region runs from base 1 to 456 and encodes 151 amino acids.
AUGAGUGCAAUUUGCCGGCUUGGGGUCAGACAUACCUUGCAAAAAGUGCUUGCUGGAUACGUUGGUUGCAGAACUUUUGCCAGAAUGGUCGAUGCCAAACUCGAUGCGGUGCCGGUCGUUGAUAUCGAUGAAGGAAUUUUCAAGUACGUGCUGAUCAAGGUUUACGGAAAGGAAAAAAGCGAUGGCAGCGAACCAUCCAAGAUGAUCGUCCGUGGAUUCAACCGGGCGCAGUGGCAUUCGGACAUUUACGACGAGGUCAGUUCGGCCUUGUUGGGCCUUGGGCUGGAGACGGAGUGUCUCGGCGGUGGAAGGAUUGAGAAUAGGCCCGACCUGAAGCAAAUCAAAGUGUACGGAUACUCGCAGGGAUACGGCAAGGCGGAUCAUAUGGAAUCGCGACGUUUGCUACUGACCAAAUACCCGGACCAUAACAUUACAUGCUCGGACGAAGGUUACUGA